This is a messenger RNA of Cuscuta epithymum, 984 nucleotides long. The record is from the annotation of a GenBank genome assembly. Lineage: Eukaryota; Viridiplantae; Streptophyta; Magnoliopsida; Solanales; Convolvulaceae.
CAGCAGAAUCAGUCAAAUCAACCAAUUUUCGUGAUGCCAAACGGGCUCUAAGAAUUACAAGUUCUAAACUAACUUUACAUCAACAUUGUUCUAUCUAUGUAUACCUUUACAUAUACAAUAAUACAAACACAAUGACUUAUAACAUCACUAAUUAUGAUCUAACUAUGGUAUCUGUGUCCAACCAUUCUUGUUGUACACUAUCUUGUACCCACCUUAUACUCGCCAUGUCUGUGAAUGUGUUUCACAGACAAAAAUAAAACAUUGUACAAACACGGUGAGUACAAAAGUGGGUACUCAUCCUGCCACUCCAACGUGAUUUUUACUCUAUCAACUCCACCUUUCACCACACUGCCUCUCUUCAUUUUUCAUCUUCUUCCUCUCAAUUACCACAAUUCAAACUCUCCGAUCAUCCCUCACCAAUGGCCUCAUCUUCUUUCACCUUCACAGCAAGAAGAUUUUCAGCUUCCGCUGCCGGUUCAGCUACUAAAUCGGCGGCAGCGACGUCCGAGAGGCGAGAACCCCCCAAAACCGGGAGGAAAUCGAAAUUCAGAGGAGGACUCACACUUCCGUCGAGCGGAACCGACGGAAACAGAUGAAUGAGUACCUGGCGGUCCUCCGGGGGCUUUUGCCGGAAUCGUAUGUCCAAAGGGUCUCUCUCUGCUUUUUAUGCACUUUCUCCGGCGUUUUUUGUGAGAAUUUGAGUUUGCAUUUCACAUUUUCAUAUCAAUCUGAGCUUCUACCUCAUUUGAGAAAUUAUUUGAUCUGCGACCAAACGUAAAUUAGCUAUGUAUAGUUUGGUAAUUAGAGUGCAAAAUCACAAGUAAAAAAAAUAUUAAUUCAAAUUCCUCUAUUUUCAUUCCAAAAUUUUCAAACUUCUAGAAAGCUCAACCUAAAUUUACUUGGUUGUUUGUUUCUCAAAUUCGGAAGGCAUUUUGGAGUCGAUAAACAUAAGUAAUUUUACGAAGGCAAAUCAUAUUAUCAUUA